Molecule: messenger RNA, 2587 nt
Organism: Macadamia integrifolia
Lineage: Eukaryota; Viridiplantae; Streptophyta; Magnoliopsida; Proteales; Proteaceae
Product: L-type lectin-domain containing receptor kinase S.4
Exons: 1
Coding region: 408-2468 (686 amino acids)
Biological process (GO): protein phosphorylation
Cellular component (GO): plasma membrane
Molecular function (GO): carbohydrate binding; protein kinase activity; ATP binding
Source: RefSeq, a predicted model, not a curated record
ACAAAGACAAAGACAGUAAAAAGGUUGGGGCGACCCAGCGACAGGGAGGAUGGAACAUGGUUGGUGAGCUUGCUUUUUCGUUUCAGUUCUCUUUUCAUCUCUGAAGGGUUCCUUUACUGUACUUAAAAAUCACAAAGCCAAUUCAAUUUCCUCAACAAAAACUGAGAAAAUCGUGUAAAAAGGUUUGUGAAUUUAAUUCCUCCAUUAGUAAACUAUUACGGCUCACCUGACCGCCCCACGAGGCGUGAGCUCAUAGCUAAAGCUUUGGUCUUUUCUUCCUCUUGUCGCCUUCACGGCUUUUCCACUUUGUUCUUGGAAAUGAAGAUUCUUAUAGACUGCUGCUUCUCUCACUCCCCAACCUCCAGUUUGUCCACUUCCUAAAAUUUCUGAUCUAGACCCAUAAUCUAAUGGCGAAAACUCUUUCAUUCUUCUGGGUUUUUAUUUCACUCUGCAACCCAGUACUCUCCCAAUUUGAUAGCUUCAUCUAUACUGGUUUUCAUGGUAAUCUUAGCUUGAAUGGAGUUGCUGAGAUCGAAGGGAAUGGGGUUCUUCGGUUGACAAACGACACCACUCGUUUGAUCGGUCACGCCUUCUACCCUUCUCCCCUCCAGUUCAAGAAUUCCACCGACGGAAAAGCUUUCUCCUUCUCUUCCUCUUUCGCCUUAGCCAUCGUUCCUGAGUACCCCAAGCUCGGUGGCCAUGGCCUUGCUUUCACCAUCUCUACCACCAAAGAUCUACCAGGGUCGCUCCCCAGUCAGUAUCUCGGUCUUCUCAAUGCCAGCGACAUGGGUAACGUCUCCAAUCAUCUCUUCGCCGUUGAGUUCGACACGGUUCAAGAUUUUGAGUUCGCCGACAUCAACGACAACCAUGUUGGGAUCGACAUCGAUAGCCUGACCUCCAACAUCUCUGCUAACGCUUCCUAUUUUAGCGACAAAUACUCCACAAACCAGAGCCUUAAUCUCAAGGGUGGGAACAUGAUUGUGGCCUGGGUCGAUUAUGAUUCUGUAAGUAAUCUUCUCAACGUAACCCUUUCCCCCACUUCUUCAAAACCCAGUCGACCGCUCAUCUCUUAUUCCAUAGAUCUCUCCCCAAUCCUCCAUGACUCCAUGUAUGUGGGCUUCUCUUCCUCUACGGGUCUGCUCGCGAGCUCCCAUUACUUAUUCGGAUGGAGCUUUAAGAUGAACGGAGUGGCUCAACACCUCGACACCUCUUCUCUCCCUAAACUCCCCGGGCCUAAAAAGAAACACACAGCCCUUACAAUCGGUGUCUCUUUAGGAGCAUCUGCAGUCAUGGUUGGCGCGAUCUGCGUUUCUAUUUACCUCAUCUGGAAAAUCAGGAACGCCGACGUGAUCGAGGAGUGGGAGAUCCAUGUUGGCCCAAAUCGGUACUCUUACCAAGAACUCAAGAUUGCAACUAGGGGAUUCAAAGAAAAGGAACUACUAGGGUUUGGCGGAUUCGGUCGCGUGUACAGAGGAACACUCCCCAAAUCGAAAACCCAAGUCGCGGUUAAGCGAAUCUCACACGAAUCGAAGCAGGGUUUGCGGGAAUUCGCAUCUGAGAUCUCAAGUGUGGGUCGACUGCGACAUAGGAAUCUGGUUCAGUUACAGGGAUGGUGUCGCAGACGAGGCGAUCUUCUCCUCGUAUACGAUUUCAUGCCCAACGGCAGCUUGGACAAAUACCUCUUCGACCAGCCAAAAUCGACUCUAAGCUGGGAGCAGAGGUUCAAGAUCAUCAAAGGAGUUGCUUCAGGUCUGUUAUACCUGCACGAGGAAUGGGAACAGGUGGUGAUACACAGAGACGUCAAGGCCAGUAACGUGUUAUUGGACGGCGAGAUGAACGGCCGAUUGGGCGAUUUCGGCCUCGCUAGAUUGUACGAGCGCGGGUCGAACCCGAGUACGACUCGAGUAGUAGGGACUCUAGGGUAUCUAGCACCGGAGCUGACAAAGACGGGGAAGGCGACGGCGAGCUCCGACGUCUUCGCCUUCGGGGCUUUGCUGCUCGAGGUGGUUUGUGGUCGGAGACCCAUUGAAGCUAAGGCGUCGCCGGAGGAGCUGAUACUGGUGGAUUGGGUGUGGGAGAGGUGGAGGCAAGGGAGUAUACUGGAGGUGGUAGACCCUAAGCUUAAGGGAGACUACGAUGAGGUGGAGGCGGUUAUGGUGUCGAAGCUGGGGCUCAUGUGUUCCAACAGUUCACCCACGGCGCGUCCUAGCAUGAGGCAGGUGGUGAGGUACUUGGAAUGGGAGACAAGGUUGCCGGAAAUCUUGAGUGCGCCGGCGGAGUACGAAGACCCGGAGAAGAGCGAGGUUGGGUUCGACGAUUUCAUUCACUCAUACCCUUCUUCGUCGUUUGAGAAGGUGACCUCUUACAUGCUCACGCCCGCGGCGGAGGCUGACGGCAAAGAACGAUUGGCGGCCCAGGCCCAGGCCCAUGUUGGCCCAAUGAUCCAGGUUGAUUCCCAUUUCAAAUAGAACGAGUUGGACUCGGUGACUCAAAAAACGGAACAGGUUUAUUUUAUUUUCCUUUGUUUAAUUAAUUAUUGUAUCUUCCCUUGUUGUAAUUUUUCUUCUAAAGGGAGUUUUGUACACAA